AUGGAAAAGAACAUCUGCUAUCGGCAACGAAGGAGAAAAGAAGUCGUCUAUGAGGAUUGCGUACUCGAGGACUCCUUGUCCCAAGGUGACUGGAACAUCGAGGAGGACCCAAACGUAGACUAUGAGAUGCUGCUCAGAGGAUUACGAGCCUGUGCUGAGCGUAUCUCGAAGCCGCGCACAACAAACUUGGAUCGGAUUUCGAAGACCACUAAGGAAUUGCAGAAGAAGAUUCUAGAAGCAGCACAAAGAAGAACGAGUCAAAAGAAGUGCCGCAGGGAUCUCCGCGAAUAUAACAUUCCAUUAGCAGCCUUGCUGAGCGAAGACAGGACUCGCACGUCUUCUCGUCGUGAGAUGGAAAUCAUUACGGAGAGUGGUGAAGCUCCACCACGGAUUCUCCCUUCGGAAGUACGAGCCGCUAUCAAGAGCAUGAAACCUGGCACCGCCUCCGGACCGGAUUUUAUAUCAGCAGACUUCGGGCUGGUGGCCAUCCACUUCAUGUAA
Necator americanus (New World hookworm) is the source of this 501-nucleotide messenger RNA. RefSeq lists its product as uncharacterized. The record is from RefSeq and is a predicted model, not a curated record. The transcript is spliced from 3 exons. Bases 1 to 501 code for a protein of 166 amino acids. Lineage: Eukaryota; Metazoa; Nematoda; Chromadorea; Rhabditida; Ancylostomatidae.